This is a messenger RNA of Dibothriocephalus latus, 447 nucleotides long. Lineage: Eukaryota; Metazoa; Platyhelminthes; Cestoda; Diphyllobothriidea; Diphyllobothriidae. The record is from the annotation of a GenBank genome assembly.
CUGCAGCCGGGCACUGUUCUUAUCCUCCUUGCUGGCAAGCACAAGGGCAAACGUGUGGUACUUCUUAAGGCCCUCGACAGCGGAUUACUACUUGUAACUGGUCCUUUCAAAUUUAACGGCGUUCCUCUUCGUCGGGUAAACCAGAGGUAUGUCAUUGCGACCAAAACAAGGAUUAACAUCUCCAAUGUUAACGUACCAAAGGCUCUCACGGACACUUUCUUCCGUCGUGUAGACCUCAAACCGAAGACCAAGAAUGUGGACAAGCUUUUCGCUGAGGAGCCAAAGAAAUAUUCCGUUUCGGACGAAAGGAAAAAGAUCCAGAAGGACGUGGAUCUCUCCCUGAUUAAAGCAAUCAAGAAACACAAGUCUUCAAAGAUACUGCCGGCCUACUUGAAGUCUAUGUUUUCAUUAAGCAGUAAGGAAUAUCCUCACAAGAUGGUGUUCUAA